Monascus purpureus is the source of this 330-nucleotide messenger RNA. The record is from the annotation of a GenBank genome assembly. NCBI's taxonomy places the organism in Eukaryota, Fungi, Ascomycota, Eurotiomycetes, Eurotiales, Aspergillaceae.
AUGCGGGACGUCGUGCGGAAGACGGUGGAUAAUAUGCGGGAUCGGAAUAUUCUCUUUUCGAGGGAUGGGUUGAGGGUUGGGGUUAGGGGGUUUGGGAGUGAGCAGGAUUAUAAGGAUUUUGCGGAGAGUCUCCUAAUGACUGUAUGGAGUCGUACCUCGGAGUCGUUGCCGGUUCAUCGUCGUACUAAGCAUGGGUUGUUGCAUGAGCGUAGUCACAAGCAUAUACGUAUGUACAUGCAUAUGCAUAUGCGUCUUGAGUCGCAGUACAAGGCUGUUAUCGUGGAUGCGGAGGAGGAUAUUCAGAUUGAGAGUAAUGACGGGGGGUACUAG